Molecule: messenger RNA, 1249 nt
Organism: Schistocerca cancellata (South American locust)
Lineage: Eukaryota; Metazoa; Arthropoda; Insecta; Orthoptera; Acrididae
Product: mitochondrial fission process protein 1
Exons: 3
Coding region: 140-613 (157 amino acids)
Biological process (GO): mitochondrial fission
Cellular component (GO): mitochondrion
Source: RefSeq, a predicted model, not a curated record
GCGGUAUUUCUGGUUGGGGGCCAACAAUUUGUGAAUUGAUUUGCUUAAUAUUUUUAUGUUGUGAUAAUGGCAGUGUAUUAGACCCGUUCCUGGAUAGAAAAGAAAGAAAUAAGUAUUAAAUUAAUAAGAAUUGCAAAAAAUGUCAGAAGUAGAGAGAGACAUAUUUAGAGAUAGCCCAUUGAGGCUCUUAGGGUACACGAAUGAAGUUGGUGAAUCCUUUCGACCACUAAUCCAUGUAAAAUGGGUAUAUCUAAGCUAUGGGAUUGCUAGUGCGUACGUUGUGGCUGAUACUAUAGAUAAAACCUAUAAAGUUUUUAAGAUUCCAUGCGACAACGUGCAGCAAAGACGGAGAAAUGUGAUGUUAGCGGCGGUUGAUACUCUUCUUUGGCAAAGUUUUGCUUCCGUUAUAAUUCCUGGAUUUACAAUAAACCGUAUUUGCGCAGCGUCUUUACUGAUUCUUAGUAAGACAACUAAACUUCCAAAAUCCACUAGGAAGUGGAUAACAACAGCAGUAGGCCUCUCGUGCAUUCCUAUCAUCGUGAAGCCAAUAGAUUAUUUUGUAGACAUUGCAAUGGAUCGUACUUUCAGAGUAUGGACAUCAAAAAAAAGUUAACUGACGUUAUUUCUUGUGUUGUCAUACAUUUAGAUGCAAUAGCAAAUUAGUACUGUUCUUAGCGCAGAGAAGAAGAAAUAACUAGUUGACAGCUGAGUAAUGGCUGUUGUGGAUCACAAACAGAUACACGAGGGCGUUAGUACUAUAUAGAACUAUAUAUUAAUAGAUUAACGAAAUGGUAGUGCCUUCAAGAUAAAGGAAUUCUGUUCGCCCGAGGAAUAUGCACUGUUAAAUAAAAUUGGGGAAUAACGAUGAGUGAAUCUAAUAAAAGUAUUAUAAUGGCCUGCCUUUUCCUUCAAGAUUAAUAAAAAGCAAAGUCGGAAGCAAUAUAGCUGCAUUCGCAGUUGAAAGAGUGUGUUCAUUGCUGUAAGCUUUCAACAAUUUAGUUAUCAAAUUUCAAGCUCAGGAAGUCACUUGUUGCCUUCUUCUCUAUCUUGAUUAUAUAAUGACCAAAUGGUAUUUUCAUAUGUAUGUGUGGGACAAUAUAAUUGGCAUAUACUUUAUAGUUUGAUAGUGAAAGGUUUGGUACAAAUUAAAGCUAUCUUUUGCAAUUAAAUUUUCUCGUUAAACUGAAUGCAGUAUUUUCAUUGUUGUUGUAUAAAUGAAUUUUAUAUUCCAGCAAUAAAAGACAGAUUU